This is a messenger RNA of Phytophthora infestans T30-4, 1272 nucleotides long. Its product is annotated as DNA primase, putative. NCBI's taxonomy places the organism in Eukaryota, Oomycota, Peronosporomycetes, Peronosporales, Peronosporaceae. Gene Ontology annotation, cellular component: alpha DNA polymerase:primase complex. Gene Ontology annotation, biological process: DNA replication, synthesis of primer. The record is from RefSeq and is a predicted model, not a curated record. The coding region runs from base 1 to 1272 and encodes 423 amino acids. The transcript is spliced from 2 exons.
AUGUCCGUACCAGUGAGUUUCUACCGCUCUCCUCCGCAGCAGCGCGUCUCGUUGGACAACUUCCAAGAGCUAGGUCGACAGCGCGUAAAGUUGCUGACUCAGGCACUUAAGCCACCAAAGGACAUGUUAAACGAAGCCACAGAACUGCAGGAAGGGACCGAUACCGACUUGCUGUCCCAUUACGCUCUACGACUAGCAUUCUGCAGAGUCUCCAGCGGGUGGGAUUGGCUGGUCCGUGCCGAAGCAAAACUCUUCGCAGCUCGUCUUCGUAAAUUGCCACCAUACACAGCCGUGGCAGUGCUCGAACGAGAGGGGAUCAAACACGAACUACUUAACGAAGACAACCCAGAUCUCGAUAAAACACAGGGCGGCAUUUACCGUGUCCCUUUUGCAGAAGCACCAAGGCUGGUGAAAUAUCGCGAGGUGGUUAUUCACGACGGGUUCUGCUUGGUACCUCUUCGAAGGAUGGACGUUGUAGCUGUGUAUCACUUUCGACGAUGUUUGGAAGAGCAAAUGCGAGACUUGCAGUGUGCUAUACCAGCGCAAGGACCAGAGUUGGAGCGGCUGACACCGAUACUCGAUGGAUUCGUCGUGGAGGCGCGUGUCUUGACAGGAACCGCGACUUCGUUGGCAAAGAAAGCUGACAGGUCAAAGCUGGAGGUGAAGGAGAUUGACCGAGUUGCUGAGAAGCAUUUCCCGUUAUGUAUGAAGCAGCUACACCGCAAGCUACGUGAAAAUCACCAUCUUAAGUACGAUGGACGAGUGCAGUAUCGAAUGUUCCUCAAAGGUGCGGGGUUCUCAGUGCACGAGUGCAUUCAGUUCUUCCGCUCCGAGUUUAUCAAGACGAUACCUGCUGCCAAGUUUGAUAAGGAGUACACGUAUCACAUCCGCCACAGUUAUGGACUUGAAGGCUCCCGGAAGGACUAUGCGCCUCUGGAUUGUGAACAAAUUAUCUCGGGUGGCGCUCCCAGUCACGGACAAUAUCACGGCUGUCCGUUCAAGCACUGGGGUCGACCAGCCUUGCAAGACGAACUGCGUCGUCAUGGCUUAUCGUUGCAAACUACAAUGGAAAUCACGCAACAAGCGUCUGCAGGUAAUUGCCAAAGUGCAUGCAGAGCAUUUUUUGAGGCAACACACUCUUCCACAGCUUCACCGGCUCAGUUCGCCUUCAAUGCCGCACACUUAAGUCAUCAAAAUGGUUCAGCAGGCGAAAGUAUUGCCAUGCAUCCAAACGCAUACCUGAAUGCCAGUAGACUUGCCACAUUAGAAUGA